Neurospora hispaniola is the source of this 387-nucleotide messenger RNA. RefSeq lists its product as uncharacterized. Bases 1 to 387 code for a protein of 128 amino acids. The transcript is spliced from 2 exons. NCBI's taxonomy places the organism in Eukaryota, Fungi, Ascomycota, Sordariomycetes, Sordariales, Sordariaceae. The record is from RefSeq and is a predicted model, not a curated record.
AUGCCCUCCGUCAAGAACCCCAACGGCCCUUCCAAGAACCGCCUCAUCGCGCGCGCCGCCUCCCUGCGCAAGCAGCGCCAGCGCGAGUCGGCCCAAGGCAAGCUGGAGAAGAUCCACAAGAUCACCAAGGAGGACCUCGCGCGCGGCGCCCGUCCCGGUCUGCUGCCCAACAGCGGACCUCGCAAGGCGUUGGGCAAGAAGGCGCAGCGCAAGCUGGAGAAGAAGCUGGGGUAUGCCAUCCGCCGCAAGAUGGAGCGCGAGGGACUGAGUAAGAUGGAGGUGGAGAAGGUGGAGGAGAUGAUGGGUAUUGGCAAGACCAGCAAGAAGAGCGCCGAGACCGAGGAGACCACCCCGGCCACCAAGGAGGUCGAGAUGGAUUUUUCCUAA